Molecule: messenger RNA, 3055 nt
Organism: Carcharodon carcharias (great white shark)
Lineage: Eukaryota; Metazoa; Chordata; Chondrichthyes; Lamniformes; Lamnidae
Gene: tpd52l1
Product: tpd52 like 1
Exons: 6
Coding region: 183-740 (185 amino acids)
Biological process (GO): positive regulation of MAP kinase activity; positive regulation of apoptotic signaling pathway
Cellular component (GO): cytoplasm
Source: RefSeq, a predicted model, not a curated record
GGCGGCGCUGAUGUGUCCAUUGAGAGUGUGAGUCCUCCAAUUGGCGGCGGUGCAGUUGUGUUCGUUGAGAGUGAGUCUCCCGAUGCUGAAGCUUUACUGGAGCGGGGCGCAAUCUGUUGUGGAGAAGUCUGAGCCCAGCGGGGACACGGGAUUUGUCCUGUCACAGGGAGGGUCGGAGGCUGAUGGAGCCCACUGAGAGAGCCGUUCUUGAAACCAGACGUUUUAGUGAUCUGGGUGCUGAUAUUGACCUUGGCACACUCCCUGAAGAAGAGAAAGAAGAUCUUGGUGUGGAAUUGGCCAAGCUAGAAGAUGAAAUCUCUACAUUGCGACAUGCUCUGAUUGCCAAGGAGAAGCAUCUAGUUGAAAUAAAGCAGAAGAUGGGCAUCACCCCACUGAAUGAAAUAAAACACAAUUUAAGCAAAGGCUGGCAGGAUAUGCAGACUUUUGAGAUAUACAAAAAAACACAGGAGACUCUCAAUACCACAGGACAAAAGGCGUCAGCAGCUUUGAAUAAUGUAAGCUCUACACUUAGCAAGAAACUGGGAGAGAUGAAAAAUUCUCCGAUGUUCAAGUCCUUUGAGGAGCGGGUCGAAACUACAGUUAGCAGUCUGAAGUGUAAAGUUGGUGUGCCUGCCCACAGCAGUGGAAGUUUUGAAGAUGUCCUGAACUCUACUGUCAAUGCAAGUGUCCAGGAAUCAACUGCAGGAAAUCAUCCAAAUGAAGACUUUGGAGUUUUUUAAAUCUUUCCUUUAACACUGUAAAAUCUCAAUGUAUAAAUCUUGGUGUUACUAGAUUUUAUUUAAAAUCCAGUAGACCUGUCUCUCCUGAGUGAGUUGGGAAAGACAACCUGGAAUUAUUCAAAACAAAAUAGUGGGAAAAAACUUUCUACAUGUUAUCAAAAGAAAAUUGUUUCAUACACACUUAUAUUCUUUGACUAUGUCUUUACUAUAUUUAUAAAGAGCUUAUUCUGAACUUUUAUUCUAAGCUCUAUCUGUACUUGUGUUGUAACAGAAUUCAUUGAGUUACACAUGCUUCAAGCAAAACCUGUUUUAAGAAAUAUUUUAUAAAACACUGUUCUGAAGACUUAAUGUAUUGUACUCCAGUUUGAGGUCUUACAGAAAAAAAGAAUGGAUAAAUAAUUUCUUGAUACCAGCUCUAUUUGCAACUUCUUGAUGGUCAUGAAGUGAAGUGCUCUAAAAUUAAGUAUUUAGAAGUAGAAUUAGCAAUUUACAAUGUUUUUUAAAUUGACUCUACAAUCAGCUUGUUCUGUUAAAAUAAUUUGGCAUUGUGUUUGAUGUAAAUUGGAAGCAUUUUUAAGAUACUGUAUACAUAAUAUCCAGAAUACUCAAAAUUUUGAAUGUUACAUUAGCUUUGCCUCUCAAUUAAUAAUGGUAAAGCUCUAAUUGGAUGUGUUUUUAUGGGGAGACCCAGGAUGGAUUUAUGCAUAAAUAGAGUAAUUGCUCAGCACCUACACGCACUAUUUACUUUGUGGUCCAGUUUCUUAGUUGGAAGCUCACCAGACGAAAUUAAAAGGAAGGAUGAUCAAGAGAUGAUUGCCUUAAAAAAACCAACACCAAAAUGAAAGUCAUUCUAAAGAUGCUAUAAUUGAGAAAUAUUUUUUAUUCAAUUGUUAUACUGCAUAUGAAAAUGUUAUAAUCUGAAAUUUCCAAAUCUCAGCUAGUGUCAUUAUUCCAAAAUGUGUCAUUAACAUUGUCAGAACAGAUUUCUCUCCCCACCCCACAAGAGGAGUAUGUUCAGAAAAUUUAAAUUUAUAAAUUCUAAAUUAAAUAAAUUUAUAUGUAUUGACUAAUUGAUAGUGCUUUCAGUACUGUGCGGCAGGGGAGGAAAUUAAGAUGUUUGUCCUUUGUGUUAGUUGUGGCUCACUUGAUAGCACACUCGCUUCUGAAUUACGAGGUUCUGGGUUCAAAUCUCACUCCAGGACUUGAGCACAAAAAUUAAGGUGUAACACUGGAGGAGGAUUGCACUGUUGGAGAUUUUGUCUUCUGGUUAACACGUUAAACCGCGGCCGUAUCUGCCUGCUCGGGUGGAUCUAAAAGAUCCCUUGGCAGUAUUUUGAAGAAGAGCAGGGGAGUUAUCCCUGGUGUUCUUGCCAAUGUUUAAUCCCUUGAUCAAUACCAUAAAAAAAGCAGAUUAUCUGGUUAUUAUCACAUUGCUAUUGUGGGAGUUUGCUGAGCGCAAUUAGCUGCCAUGUUUCCCACAUAAUAGUGACUACAUUUCACAUAAAUAGCACUUCAUUGACUGUAAAGCAUUUUUCAACAUCCAGUGGCCAUGAAAAUGCAAGUCUUUCUUUUACUGUGGAAGGGGGAGGAAAUGAAGAAGUUAUUCCUUUUAAUGUGACGGAGCAGAAAGAGGUUAACCCUUUCUGUACUUUCAGGAGGAUAGGAAGAUGAAUUAGAACUUUCAAACAUAUUUUAUGUCUCAAAACCUGUCCAAAAAAAAUCCAGAUUAUUUUUUCCCACUUCCAUGAAAGUUACUGCUAGGUUCAGUUUCUUUGAGCACCAGUUGUUAUCCGGUACCUCAUCCAAGUUACAAUGAUUUACAUGCAAGUGUUGGCAAUUUUCUUUGCUUAACAGACCAAUUACAUAGCCAUCCAGAACACCUGCAAUAGUUCCUCUCCAAAGGUACUGAGACUAAUUGCAAUGCUUCUACUAUCAUUGUACCAGACUUGUAGCUAACUCAAUGCUAAUCUGGAACUGAGUUGGUCUGAAUGCCUCACCAGUUACUACAUAAACUCGGAGCUUUCAGCAGAGACUUAUACAAAGUUCAAACCCACAUUUUGCUAAUUAUUGAGGAGAAACCAACCAAUUUUAUUGAUAGUAAAUUUGAAUAAACAUUUUGAAAAUAUUUUCCUUUUAGUACAGGUGCAGGAAUGCUACUGUGGCACUCAGGUUAGCAUUAUUUUGUUCAUUUCCAAGUUACUUUUUUGCUUUCAACUUUAACGAUGAUUGUUAUUAACCAUUUUCUAAUCAAGCACGGUUUAAAAUUGGUUGUAUUUGAAUUGUGCAUAAGUAAAAUAAAUCAGCACCACAAGAAA